Molecule: messenger RNA, 1038 nt
Organism: Fulvia fulva
Lineage: Eukaryota; Fungi; Ascomycota; Dothideomycetes; Mycosphaerellales; Mycosphaerellaceae
Product: Decarboxylase yanB
Exons: 2
Coding region: 1-1038 (345 amino acids)
Biological process (GO): secondary metabolic process
Cellular component (GO): cytosol; cytoplasm
Molecular function (GO): carboxy-lyase activity; hydrolase activity
Source: RefSeq, a predicted model, not a curated record
AUGGCUUCCCACAUGCCCCCAAAGAUCGACGUCCACUCCCAUUUCCUCCCCGACUUCUAUCAAGAAGCCUGCCGCAAACAUGGCCACGCUAAUCCUGAUGGCAUGCCAUAUCUCCCACGCUGGAACGUGACCUCGCACCUAGCCCUUAUGGACGAACUCGGAAUCCAAAAAUCCAUCCUCUCCAUCUCCUCCCCAGGAACACACCUAGUCUACAACAACAACACCCUAGCCCGCUCCCUAACCCGCCAAGUCAACGCCUUCGCCUCCUCCCUCAAAACCCGCCACCCUACCCGCUUCGGCUACUUCGCAUCCCUCCCCCUCCCCGACAUCGAAGGCUCCCUCGCCGAAAUCCCCAAAGCCCUCUCCGAAGGCUGCGACGGCUUCGUCUUCCUCACAAACUCCCACGGCACAUACCUAGGCGACUCCAUCCUGGACCCCAUCUUCGAUGAACUAAAUCGUCAAAAAGCGCUAAUCUUCAUCCACCCCACCACGCCCAAAAUCUGCCCUCACUCCGUCUCUGCCGCCGCCGCAAAUGCCAGUCCUGAAAUCCCCACUGCGGCAACCCCGUUCGCAGUCCGUCUGCCAAACCCCAUGCAGGAAUUCCUCUUCGACACCGCCCGCGUUGUCGCAAACCUCUUCAUGUCCGGCACCAUAGCACGCUGUCCCUCGCUCAAAAUCAUCCUCCCACACCUCGGCGGCGCCUUUCCUCCUUUACUCUCGCGCUGGACGGGGUUCUCAGAGCUCGUGCCAGGGGACUGGGAAGGCGUUGCGGAGGGCGUGGUGAAGGAGGCGAUGGGGAAACAGAUCUGGUUUGAUAUGGCGGGGUUUGCGUUUCCGGGGCAGAUCAAGGGGUUGAUGUUGGGGGUUGGGGUGGGGCAUGAGAGGUUGAUGUAUGGGAGUGAUUAUCCGUUCACGCAGGCGGAGGGCGUGAGGGGGUUGAUGGGAAAGAUGGAUCAGGGGGUGAGGGCGUUGUUUAGUGAGGGCGAGGUGGAGGAUUUGUAUUGGGGCAAUGCGGAGAGGUUGUUAAGGAUGCGGUGA